Messenger RNA from Oryzias latipes (Japanese medaka), 7396 nucleotides. It is a transcript of the gene fndc3ba, whose product is annotated as fibronectin type III domain containing 3Ba. Gene Ontology annotation, molecular function: protein binding. NCBI's taxonomy places the organism in Eukaryota, Metazoa, Chordata, Actinopteri, Beloniformes, Adrianichthyidae. The record is from RefSeq and is a predicted model, not a curated record.
AGAACGCGUCCGCCGCGCCAGCAGACAGGCAGUACCAGAGCCUGGGAAUAAAAAAAAGAGGAAAGAAACGCUUAAGAAAGGAAAAGAAAACGCGCAGCCCCGUCUGUCUGAAGAUUAUUUUAUUACAGCGAGGUAGGACAGUUCAGUGAAUUUCUCCAUGAAUGUACGUCACAAUGAUGAUGACAGACCAGAUUCCACUGGACUUGCCUCCCCCUCCCCUCCUGAACGGGGAGGUUCCUCUCAUGCCUCACAUGGUUAAUGGCGACGCCACGCAGCAGGUGAUUCUGGUGCAGGUGAAUCCUGGGGAGACGUUUACCAUUCGAGGGGAGGAUGGUUCACUGCAGUGCAUCCAGGGUCCUGCUGAGGUUCCCAUGAUGUCUCCAAAUGGGUCAAUCCCCCCCAUCCAUGUUCCCCCAGGGUACAUUUCACAGGUGCUGGAGGAUACCGCGGGGGUCCGUCGAGUGGUGGUGACCCCUCAGUCUCCAGAGUGCUACCCCCCUUCAUACUCCCCAGCUCUGUCCCCUACACACCAUUUGCCCCCUUAUUUGGCUCACCCCCACUUCAUCCCCAACUCUCAUUCCUUCUACCCUGUAAGCCCAGGGGAGCUGCCUCCCCACCAGUACUACCAGCACCACCUUCCCCCCAUGUAUGGCGACCCAGAAAUCAUCUCAGUUUAUGGGAUGUCGAGCUACAUAAGCACAGAAGAGACGUACAGUAAGCCGCAGCCUAAAAAGAUCAAGGAACCACGGCAGCUGGAGCCACAGAACCGGCUCAAUUCUCUGCCCUCCACUCUGUAUAAGGGCAGCAUGGGACCGGCGCACAAUGGAUACAGCAACAAAACGCACGCCUCGUCACUCGGGUCAGUGGGGUCAGGGAGUGGAGUCAGCAGUCCAGGGGGCAAGAAACCAGAGAGACGACUCCGCUGCAGCCCCAGAAACAAUGAGCCAGAGACACACACACAAGAUCAUGACUUGGAGGGGAAGCGCGUUCAAGAAAUGCUGUCUACAAUCGAGAAACCACAGGUGACCAAUAUUCAGGCGCGGGCUGCUCGGCUGUCGUGGGCCCCCCCAGCUGGGCUGGUGAACAGGCAUAGUAAUGGGAUGCCGGUGUCCUGGUCCUAUGAGGUCUCCCUGUCAGAUAAGGGAAAGGAUGGAAAGUAUCGGCUUAUUUACAGUGGUGAAGAGUUGGAAUAUCAUCUGAAAGAUCUAAGGCCAGCGACAGACUACCACGUACGGGUGUUGGCGAUGUACAAUUCUGUUCGGGGGUCGUGUUCUGAGCCCGUUUCAUUUACAACGCACUGCAGCGUCCCCGAUGUCCCGUUACCCCCAAAGCUGUCCCAACGCAGUAAGACUACGCUCAGCCUACAGUGGAAGCCGCCAGGCGACAACGGAUCCAAAAUUGUGAACUACCUGCUGGAGUGGGACGAGGGAAAGAAGAACAAUGUUUUCAGAGAAUGUUACUUUGGGAAUCAGAGACACUAUAGGGUGACACGGCUGUUCCCCGCCUGUUGCUACACGUUCAGAGUGGCGGCGCAUAACGACAUUGGCACGAGCGGCUUCAGCUCAGACGUGGCGUUCUACACCGUGGGCACGCUGCCCGCUCUGCCUCUGGCACCACGGCUGGUCAGGGCAGGGGUGUCCUGGGUGACCCUGGAGUGGGCUCGCCCCGAUGGCAGUUCCAAUGAAGAGCAGCUCAAGUAUACGCUUGAGAUGCAAGAGGACAACAGCGGAACAGACUUUUAUCCAAAGUACACUGGAGAAAACUUGACCUGUACUGUACAAGGCCUGAAGAGAAGUACACAGUACAAAUUCAGGCUCAUUGCGUCAAACAUGGAGGUAAAGAGCAGUCCAAGUGAAGUAUUGGUGUGCACCACCAACCCAGACAAGCCAGGGCCUCCAUCUACACCCUGUGUCACCGCGGCAACGCCUUACGGCUUCACCGUCACAUGGGACCCUCCCCGGGACAACGGCGGCGCAGAAGCUCUUACGUACCUGCUAGAAAUCUCAGAGGGAAGCUCUGAAGAAAACCAGUGGGAGGUUGCAUACAGUGGUCCGGCGACAGAAUGUGUGUGUGAGCGGCUGACACCUGGGACCUUUUAUCGCCUGCGUGUGUGCAGCAUCUCCACCGGAGGACACAGCCAGUGCACCGUUAGCGUUCCGGUCCGCACUUUAAGUGUCCCGCCGGGUCCCUGCAAGCCGCCAAGGAUUGUGGGUAAACCCAAACACAAGGAAGUGCAGCUAGAGUGGGACUCUCCUGUGUGUGAAGGGGUGUGUGAAGAGUGUGUGUACAGCCUGGAGAUGAGUGAGGGGGACACCACUCCAGCAGAGGUGUACCACGGCCUGGAGCUGCAGUGCACCGUGGCUAGCUUGCUUCCCGGAGCGACGUACAGCUUCAGACUGAGAGCGGCAAAUGAGGCAGGGUUUGGGCCAUACUCUGAGGUGACAGAAGUAACCACCGCAGCCGGACCUCCUGGACAGUGUGGGUCGCCACUUAUCGCUCUUACGAAUAACACCUGUGUAUCAAUCAACUGGGAGAGCCCCGAGGGUUCGGGUACAGACAUCUCUGAAUAUCGAUUGGAGUGGGCGAGGGAAGAUGAACCCAUGGAGCUCAUCUACUGUGGGCCAGCCACACAGUGUGAACUGUCAGACCUGACGCCUGCGACAGAUUACUGCUGCCGGCUACAGGCGGUGAAUCAUGCCGGUGCUGGUCCAUUCAGCGAGAAGGUGAGCUUCCGGACGCCAGCGACAAACCCUGACCAGGUGUCAUCUCUCAUGCUGCUGGACCCUCCAUCGUCCCCGGAGACGGGCCACUCCCCGUCUACCUGCCUCCUCCUGAAGUGGGACGAGCCCAGCAGCAAUGGGGCCGACAUCACAUCGUACCUGAUCACCCUGGGUAACCAGACCAUCACUGUGGAGUCGGGGACGAGUCACCUGGUCACGGACCUGCAGCCAGACACCGAAUACAGUGUGCAGAUCCAUGCAGUCAACGCCAUUGGCCCCGGUCCCUUAAGUGCACCUAUUUUGGCAAGAACGCGCCCCCUCCCUCCACCCCCGCCUCCCCUGGAGUGUUCGGCGGCCGGUCCUCAGAGCCUGAAGCUGAAGUGGAGCGAAAACGCAGGGCACGCACGUGCUCUGCUGGCAGACGAAAUCGUCUACACGCUACAGAUGGAGGACAAGAACCACAGGUUUGUGACGAUCUAUCGCGGACCGAGCCACACCUAUAAAGUCCAGCGGCUGAUAGAGUCCACCAGCUACAACUUCAGAAUACAGGCCAUUAGCGAAGCUGGGGAGGGACCCUUUUCUGGCACCUACACUUUCUGCACCACCAAAUCUGUCCCGCCUGCUCUAAAAGCCCCCAGGGUGCACCAGCUGGAGGGGAACACAUGUGAGAUCACAUGGGAGACUAUUCCACCAAUGAGAGGAGAUCCUAUAAGCUACGUGCUGCAGGUUCUGGUGGGACGGGAGUCUGAAUACCGACAGGUUUUUAAGGGAGAGAAGGCUGCAUUUCAGAUCUCCGGUCUCCAAGGAAACACAGACUAUCGUUUCCGAGUCGGUGCGUGCCGGCGUUGCCAGGAUACGUGCCAGGAGCUAAGCGGACCACUUAGCCCCUCGUCCUUGUUCACGUUGCGUCGCCAGGAGGCAAGCGUGGCGGGGGAACAGUGCACCGCGGAGAAUGGCAAUGGGGCGGGGCUUAUCUCCAGCGACGAGCGCUUCGCGGCGCUGAUCGUGUGCGUGUUUGCGGGCCUCUCCAUCCUCAUCGCCUGCUUGCUGCAGUACUUCUUCAUGAAGUGAGGGAAAUGAAACAAUAGGAUAGAAAGAGAAAAGCAAAAUCACAGAAAAAAAAAAAAACUUUUUAAAAUGUCUAUGAAAGAACCGAAUGAAAUCAAAAACACUUGAUGUAUUUUUAAGGCUAUGUAUGUCUUUUGGUUUUUUUUCUAGUCAAAGUAUCGAUUCAGGCUUUUAAAUGUCACUUUCUGGCUUCUGUCCGUUGCGUUUUUUUUCUCUCAACUCUUCUGUCGUCUUUGGAUCAUUUCCAGAGGGUUUCUUUCAAGGAAGCUCCACACUUCAUUCGGAAAACAAAGUUGAUCAAGCCUUAAAACCGCCGUGAGCAAAGCACACGCUCCUCACACUGCCUUGCAUGUUUUUAUUUUGUAUCCUAUUUUGUACUUAGUAGAUUUUUGGACGGUCACUGCCUUAAUUCCCCCGUUGGUUUGUUUUGUUUUUACGCUGUUGCCUACACUCUGCACAUUCAACCCUUUGCCUUUAAAGCUUUAGCUUUUCAUUCCGCCUGCUCUCAUACACAAAGAGGCCGAUGCAUUCUUGCAGCGACAAUGAGAAAGACGCAUUUUUUUCAAUCUGCUCAGCUUUUAUCAUUCAAUACUCACUCAGCUACCAAAGUGAUGCAAUCUAUCUACAGUGUAAAAUGCUGCUAUCCUGUGAUUUUAUAUGUUUAAGAAAGAAUGGAAAACCGGUAAACUAAUAUAUACAUAUAUACAAUAUAUGUAUUUUAUAGCAAAUAUCUAUAAUUGAUGUGUUUUAACUGAUGGUAAUGUAAGGUGUGAAGUACAUUAUUAAAGCGGAUGUGUGGUUCUCAUGAACAGGAGAUCUGAGGUCAGAAGCUUGCACACGUUUGAAGGAGCUCUCAAACUCUGCUCGAAGUCGCGCCAAAGUCAUGGACUGGCUUUAGAGAGCCAGGCUGGGGGGGGAAUAACUUUUCUGAACGCCUCCACCCUCCAUCUCUAUAUGAGUGGGAUGCCUGCAGCAUCACAGACCCAGAGGUACUAACACGGAGCUAUAGUCCCAUUCUUGCAGCUACGUUUUUUAACAGGGGAGACCAUAACAAGUCAGCUUAAACUCACAACAACCCCCCCUCAGAAAAAAAGAAAAUUUAGGCGUCUGCAAGUCAGACUAGACCAGAAGCUCCUCCCUCCUGCUCAUCUGUGAAUCAUUUGAAGAGUCUUCCUCUUGUUUUUCAUCUGCUCAUGUUCCUCUAUACUUUUUUUCUUCUUCUUUUUUUUUUAAUGGCGGCUGCUUUGCUGUUGUCUUAGGCCCCUCCCACUUGCUCUUCAUCCGUCUCAUCCUUCUAAUUAAGUCAGCAUUUCAAAAACAUGUUGCCCCUGAUUUUCCCCACAUCUUGCAAAGAAAACAAGCCAAGGUACAGCCCAUUUUAUAACAUGGUAAACCCUGGACGUCACCCCACCGACCUGCGUAUAAAAAAAAAAAAUCUUCCAUGGGGGGGUUUGGGCAUGCUUAACUGUGAUUGGCAGCCUGUAACGUUCCUCACAGUGGGGACAAGUUAUCCUUUCAUCACCUUAUUGACCUUGAUCUCUUCUCUCUUUAACAAAACUGUUAACACCCACCCACCCCCCCACCCCCAACCUUCUUCUUUGCUGUGCCUUGCUGUGUUCGCAAGCAAAGUGGUUUACUAGCUAAAAAAAAAAAAGGAAAGAAAAACUUUGCCAAAGUUGGUGGGAAAGAUAAGGUAGAGUUCUUUUCUAGUUUUUUAUUUAUACUAUGUAUUUGCAUACAGUACUUUACAUGCCAAUUACAGUGCAAUCUUCAUUUAUUUAUUGUUUAAAGGUUAAGAGACAAUUGUAGUUCUAUACUAAUUUUUCUUGUAGCAUGUUUUUUUUCUCUCUAAUGGAUCUAUGUUAGAUUUUAUGAUUAAAGCCAGCAUUCCUUUUCAUAGUAACCCUUUAAGUGUUUCUCUAGCAGCCUGUAGCUCAUCAGUUCUUGCAGCUGUCAUUCAAACAUGUAACCAAAUGUAUGUUGUUGAUUCAUCUCCUGUUUUUUUUUUGUUUUUUUUCCUGCAACGCUUAGAGAUAUGUAGCAAACCCGGCUUUUGGGUCAGUUCAAGUCCUCUGUUUUGGGAUAACCAGCCUUUUUUUUUUUUUUUUUAAUCUAAAUACUGUUAUAAUUAAGCUUCUGAUAUCUUUUUACAUUUUUAACACCAAAGCACAGGCUUUUUUUUAAUCCUCCAGUAGCUGUUGCUUUUGCAGUUAAUCUUAAGGGUUCUGUGAUGUUCUUCAGUAAUGACACAGCAUUAUGAUUAUUAUUAACAUUAUUAUUCUCAGAAAGAAAAAAAGCAUUAACUUGAUCUGUGAUUAUGCUUCUGUUCAUGUUAUCUCUUCUAAUUGUUUGUUUUGUUUUGUUUUUUAACAAAGAAAAAUGCGCCAUUUUUUUUAAAGAGGUGUAGCCCCUUUCUGAGGAGAGCCAACUGAGAGAUAAGGACAGAAAACAAAAAAAAAAUCACGGCCAGACUUCAGGCAGGCGAGAACUUGGAUGAUUCUUGUUUCGGGCUAGUGCUGGUGUAGCAGUAGUGAGCGUUUUGUAUCCAAUGUUUUUGUUAAAGAAAUGAUAUACAGAGAUAUCUAUAGAGCUAUAGAAGAGAUUCCUUAUUACUAACAAAGUUGAAGCACUUUUCUUGUGUCGAGCAUUAAGACGCGACGAGCAAGGACCCUCUUUGCUCCGUUUCGAACACUACUGCCAACGCUUACUGUUACGUUCAUUGGCAUUAUUCUGCCGUUGGCACCACUGUGACAUUGGCAUUACUGGAGCGUGGCCCCGUGCUCCACAGAAUGCAAACUACCGCACCAAGGAAGCGACUCUUCGGUGCCUUAUCCAGAUGUGCUCGUUGUGUCUACCCAGCCUUGAAUUGGAAUAGAUUCCUUAAAGGCAGUGAUGUUUUUGCUUCACUCGCAUUGGUCAGUAACAAAUGUGUGGAACAAUCAUCACAGUGUAAACUGAUAGGCUUUGUGGUACUCCCUUUUUAUGUUCGAUUUUCCAAAUGCUGGCAAUUUUUUUUUUUUUUUACCGAAGCCCACCCGUCUUACCUCCCACCUCGCAGGUUUUUCACAUUUGGUUAAUACUAGAAAAACCAGGUCAUUUUUUUUUUUCUUUUAUCCAGCAACCAACCCCCCCCCCCCCCCCCCCCCCCCAAGUCUGUGCCUUCUGAGCUAUUGUUUAUGAUUUUUCUGUAAUAUUCUUCUCCAGUAAAAAGAGAAUUUUCUUCUUUUUUUUUUUUGACUGAAAUAUUGGCGAUUAGACAAACGUACAGAGACUUGCUGGUAUUUAAGUAUUUUUUAAAGCAAAUUAAAGAGACGUAUUUUUUACCUCAUGAUCUACGAGCAAACAUUCCAAUGUUGUCACGGUCUGCCAUUUGACAAACGAUUUUUAAAAAGAGAAAACACAAAAAAAAAGGCAAACUCAUGCAUUUUUUUUUCUUCUUUUAUUGUAAAUGUUAGACAAUUUCAUAUGCAUUAUAUAAAAAGAAACUGCCAUAUCAAUUUUAAUGUAUAGUUUUUUUGCAAAUACUACCCUAUGUAUGUAAGACGUAACUGUAUCGGUAGCGUAUAUAUAAUAUAUUUAUGCCCAAUAAAUGUUUUAAUUUUUCUGAC